AUGGGAAACACUGCCUCCACAUUGACUCAACCCUCGUCUUAUCUGUGUGAGCAGAACUCGCGCCUGGACCCGGAGGAGUACUUCACCAAACAGGAGCGCAUCGGCAAAGGCUCGUUCGGAGAGGUCUACAAAGGCAUCAACAACCGCACCAAAGAAGUGGUGGCCAUCAAGAUCAUCGACCUGGAGGAGGCCGAGGACGAGAUCGAAGACAUCCAGCAAGAGAUCACUGUGCUCAGCCAGUGUGACAGCCCCUACGUCACCAAGUACUACGGCUCAUACCUAAAGGGCACAAAGUUAUGGAUUAUUAUGGAGUAUUUAGGUGGUGGUUCUGCUUUAGAUUUGCUGCGGCCAGGGCCUUUAGAAGAAACGUACAUUGCGACGAUUCUGAGGGAGAUCCUGAAGGGCCUGGAGUACCUGCACUCAGAGCGCAAGAUCCACAGAGACAUCAAAGCUGCCAACGUGCUGUUGUCGGAGCAGGGCGAUGUGAAGCUCGCAGACUUUGGCGUAGCAGGGCAGCUCACAGACACUCAGAUCAAGAGGAACACAUUUGUGGGGACGCCAUUUUGGAUGGCCCCCGAGGUCAUCAAACAGUCUGCAUAUGACUUUAAGGCUGACAUCUGGUCGCUGGGCAUUACGGCUAUAGAGUUGGCCAAAGGGGAACCGCCCAACUCGGACCUUCAUCCAAUGAGAGUGUUGUUCCUGAUCCCUAAGAACACGCCGCCGACGCUGGAGGGCCCCUACAGCAAACCCUUCAAGGAGUUUGUGGAGGCGUGUCUAAAUAAAGACCCGCGAUUUAGACCAACAGCCAAAGAGCUCCUGAAGCACAAGUUCAUCACGCGCUACACGAAGAAGACAGCGUACCUGACGGAGCUGAUCGACCGGUACAGACGCUGGAAGUCCGAGGGCCACGGAGAGGAGUCCAGUUCAGACGACUCAGACAUGGAUGCGGAUGACGUUGAGCCUGGUCCCAUGUGGUCGUUCCCCACAGUGCGGCCGUCGACCCUGAGCACACUGCAGCAGAGCUACCCCCACACAGACCGCGAGCCUUUGCCUGGAGAGUCUGUGCUACGGCAACCAAAAUCCCAGUGCCUGUCUGCUUUGGUAACGCCCAUUUUCAGAGAGCUGAAGGAGAAGCGGCGGGCGAGCGGAGGAGGCGUGGGGGCUAUAGAGGAGCUGGAGAAUGCCUUUAACCUGGCAGAGGAGUCCUGUCCAGGCAUCUCAGACAGACUGGUCACGCACAUGAUGGAGAGAGUGUGCAGGUUUUCUCUGAACGGUAACACUGCUCCUUCUUCACGAUGAGAGCAUCACUUUUCCACGUUCACCUUUGACAUUUGUCCAUUCUUCGGAUAUCAGACCCGGACCUCCGCAGGGUCCCUACAUUCCCACCUCCCUCUGUUUACUGCCCAUACAAACCAGAUGGUGGAUUAGCUAUAAUUAAAUAUUUUUACAGUUUUUUGUGUUUAAAAGAGGAGAGUAUUUAAAACAGAGCCAUGACAUGUAGGGCGUUGUGUAUAACUGUUAGACCAAGAGUAAAGAUAUAAUAAAAGUCUAUGGAAAAUAACAA
Molecule: messenger RNA, 1564 nt
Organism: Periophthalmus magnuspinnatus
Lineage: Eukaryota; Metazoa; Chordata; Actinopteri; Gobiiformes; Gobiidae
Gene: stk25b
Product: serine/threonine kinase 25b
Exons: 10
Coding region: 1-1299 (432 amino acids)
Biological process (GO): protein phosphorylation
Molecular function (GO): protein kinase activity; ATP binding
Source: RefSeq, a predicted model, not a curated record